This is a messenger RNA of Entrophospora candida, 1232 nucleotides long. The record is from the annotation of a GenBank genome assembly. NCBI's taxonomy places the organism in Eukaryota, Fungi, Glomeromycota, Glomeromycetes, Entrophosporales, Entrophosporaceae.
GCAAGGUUUCUCUUCCUCCUAUUGAGGAAUUACCACAUCCUCUCAACAUGCUUCUUACCAGAACAGAUUCAAGUGCACGUUUAUUUAGGAAAAAUAUUAGGUCAUACAAUUCAGCUUUGGCCUUUACAUCUAUGGGUGCAAAGGUUGAUAAUAGUAUAACAGGAACAAGUGGUGUUUACAGCUUUCAUGUUCAUGGAGAAAUGUAUCAUAGCAUAGGCACAAUGCUUCCUGACAAUGAAGCUCACCCUCAAUUUGCUCAAAUAUAUGUGUAUGAUACUGAGCAUGAAUUGCAAAACAGGAUGAAUGUAAUGCCUAAUCUUGAUCCAGCUAUUUUUGAGGAGCUUCAGCAAAUGUUACAUGAUGUGAACCCAUAUUGUGAAAUGUUCAAACAAGCUGGAGACAUUGUAAGAUUAAAUCCAUCCUUGGACUUACGAAUGGCAAUCACAGAUAGUAGAAAACAAGAUUCUAGACGUUACAAUACUCCAACAGCAUCAGAAGUUGCAGUCAUUAUGAUUGGAGAUGGACAAGGAGCUGAACCGUUGGAACGAAAUAUUGUGCUACAAUUGCAUGAAGGAGGAUUACAAAGAAUAUCAGAAAUACACUGUGCUUAUGAACCAUUGCACUAUGUUCUCAUGUUUCCCAGAGGUGAAGAUGGGUGGCAUCCUUACAUUCCUGUAAAAGAAUCUAUAACCUUUGAUGACAAUGAGGCAAGUGCUACAGAAAAACAUGUUAGUGCAAUGAAUUAUUUUGCAUACAGACUUCAACUAGGUCGGCCAGGUGAAGCAGUAGUCCUACACCGAUUUGGAAGACUUUUUCAACAAUGGAUUGUUGAUAUGUAUGCAAUUGUAGAACAAAUGCGUUUGAAUUAUUUGAAGCAUAACCAAAAGCAGCUGCGCUCUGAACUAUACAGUGGAUUGCAGGAUGCAAUGCAUGCACAAGAUAGUAUGCUUGAAUCAUCAAAUACAGGACAGCGGAUAAUUUUGCCAUCAAGCUUUACAGGAGGACCACGCCAAAUGCAUCAACUUUAUCAAGAUGGAAUGGCUAUUGUGCGAGUAUUUGGCAAACCUGAUCUUUUUAUUACAAUGACCUGCAAUCCACAAUGGCCUGAAAUUACUAAUGAGCUUCUUCCAGGUCAAACAGCACAAGACAGACCUGAUUUAAUUGCCCGUGUAUUUAAUAUGAAGUUAAAAGUGAUGCUUGGAGAUAUUUUAAAAGAUGAUAUUUUUGGAAAA